Messenger RNA from Marchantia polymorpha subsp. ruderalis, 3371 nucleotides. The record is from the annotation of a GenBank genome assembly. Lineage: Eukaryota; Viridiplantae; Streptophyta; Marchantiopsida; Marchantiales; Marchantiaceae.
GGAGGUAGACCUUUCAUGCUGAUAUUGACAGCAACAAUUACCAGUGCAUGCAGCUAGCUGCAGUUCAGGAAUGCCGAAAGUUUCACGAGGAGAAGAUAUGUGGAGAUGUUGAGAAGAAGCUGAGAACUAAUAUCCUUUCGUAAGCUCCGCGAUCGGCCUCCAGAGUACAUGGCUUUAUGUAGACCAUAGUUGACCUGAAUAACCAGUUGAAACGACGCAUGUGGGUUACAUGCAGUACCAAAACCUUGGGGUUGACGACAAUUCGCUGAGUCACAAAAGUACACGCUACUGAACCAACCACAGCGUGUGUGACAGAGUGGAAUUUUGUUUCUUGUAGUUCGGACCUUAAGGGUCAGGUACCUGUUCUUACUGGUCCUCAAGCUGAAGGGAACUAUUCACCCUGAUGCGGGUUGGUUCAUCUUCGUCAGACUACAUGUAACUCGAACUUCCCUCGACCUGGGGAAGUUACGAGGUCGGGCGUGUCGACCUGUAAGUGACCACCAUAGCCACCCGCCCUGCAUGGGCGGAGAAUGAAUGAAGUAAAUUUCCCGACGAAGCUGAGGGUCCAGAGGUCGACAACUGGCUCCUUUGGAGCUCGAUGAGGCAACAGUGGAGUCCUCGAGGAAGUUCAAAGUAAGUCGAGGCUCAUGAUUCAAGCAGAGGACUGGAAUGAUGCUCUCCGCUGACGUUUUUCUCCUCGACACUUUCUUCGCACAUUGAGGUACGGGCUCGUCUGGGCGUUAAAUUCGCAAGUGUCGUGAGUUUGGUGGUUUGGGCAUUUCCACUCUCAGCUGGGUCGAAGCCCUCUCCUCGCUCCUCGUGGCGAGCUGCAAUCAUCAUAUAAAUGAUUCUCAAUACCAUUACCUCUGCUGUUGUAUGCGAAUGGUCAGUGCGCCACGCCCCUCUCUUCCUUCUCAAUGAUCGAAGCAAAACCUGGCAUGGCGGGACCAAAUUGCACCGUAGAUCCCGCACUGCGCGUUCUCGUGCGGCUUCCUCGGCUUUGGAGAGGGCUCAGUUUUUGGGUAAGAGCCUGGAGAAGAGGUCCUUAUGCGACAUUCGUCCGAAGAAAAUCAGUCGGUUCAGAAAAUUGACAGUAGCAGCGAGGGCAUUAGAAGAUCGUCAGCCGAGUCUUAAGCGGUGGAACAGCAAGUCAACAUUCAAGCCAAGUCGUUGGGACACCGUUAAAGAUCACCACAAUCCCAAGGGACAAGGGAGACCCAGAAAACCCACCUCGAAGACGGUGGUGGAUGACUCCAGAACAGCCAAGGGCACGGACGGGAGGGAUGAUGGGAAGCGAGCUGAGGCCGAGCGAAUUCCGAUUGCAACCCGACAUGCACCGAGAGAAAUUGAGGAUGAAGAGAUUCUCGUGUCUGCGAGACAGGUGGGCAUUCGUGGAGCAGGGCGGGUGCUGCUGAGAGAAGCCAGAAAAGGAGCAAUGUACAUGAAGGACAAGUUGAGCAAGACCGACGUGAAGAAGUUGUUUAGCACAACAGUAGAGGCAACCCACGCAACGCCCUUUCCACCAUUCACAGGGUCUCUGAUCGCCACAGUGGGCGCCGUCAUGCUAUUUGGAUUAUGUGUAGACAUGAUGCUCUGGAAGAUGAGCAAAGGUUCAGGUAUGAACAAUGUUCGCGCAGGCACUCUGAGUUCUAAUGAAGAGAUCGGAAGAGGAGAAGAUUCACUGAGAUCCAGAGCGCCGUCUGCUCUUUCGGUGCUUUUAGAUGGGGAUCUCAGGCGCAAAGAAUCCGUCGAGUGGUUGAACAUGAUCAUCGGCAAGCUGUGGAAUUUGUAUAGACGAGGAUUAGAGAACUGGCUAGUUAGCCUUUUGCAACCUAUCAUUGACAAUCUGGAGAAGCCAGACUACGUCAAGAAGGUUCAAGUUAAGCAAUUCUUUCUCGGGGACGAGCCCUUGAGUGUCAGAACCGUUGAGAGGAGAACAUCUCGGCGGGCUGACGAUCUGCAGUACCAUGUAGGAGUGAGGUACACAGGUGGAGCUCGCCUCCUCCUUUUGAUUACUCUAAAGUGGGGUAUUUUCCCACUUACCAUUCCGGUCGGAGUCAGAGGGUUGGACGUUGAUGCUGAAGUUUGGGUAAAAUUUCGCAUGAUCCCAACCGAUCCUUGGGUUGGGCAAGCUACUUGGGCUUUUGUGACACUCCCAAAAAUCAAGCUAGCCCUUGCACCGUUUCGGCUUGUGAAUUUGAUGGCCAUCCCCUUCCUGUCGAUCUUCUUAGCCAAGUUACUGACUGAGGAUCUUCCGGAGCUUUUCGUUCGUCCUAACAAAAAUGUCGUAGAUUUUCUUCAAGGCCGAGCAGUUGGGCCUGUAUCGAAGGACUUCAAGGACGGCUUCUUUACAGAUCAAAGCAGUUUUUUCACAGGAGAGCUCUCCGUGACCUUAAUAGAAUGUAGGAAGUUAUCUUACAUCCCAUAUCUGAAAACCGAUCCGUAUGUGAUUUUUGUUCUCGGUGAGCAAGUUGUGAGGAGUAAGAAGAACAGUCAAACGUCGAUCAUAGGUCCUCCAGGUGCCCCAGUGUGGAAUCAGGACUUCAAACUACUAGUUGUAGACCAGAAGACUCAGCAUCUUUCUCUUACUGUGCACGAUACUAUCGGCUUCACUUCGUAUCCAGUUGGUUCCGUCGAUAUUGACCUUACAACUCUGCAAGAUACUGUCCCCGUAGACAGAAAGCUAAUUCUGAAAAGUGGAUGGGGGCCGCUUCCGAAACGUUUUGCGGGAGAAUGUAUCUUGAGGCUUACUUACAAGGCGUACAUUGACGAGGAAGGGCAGGAAAUUCCUGUAGGACCAGGGGAUGGGAUUUAUGGCAAUGGCAACAACGAGCUUGUUGGAAGUGCAGUAGAGCAAGUCCAGGAAGUGGCCACCUUCUUCAAAGAGGAAGCUGGCCGAGUGGCAGAAUUUUUUCAGGAAAAAGAUCUCGCCAAGAACAUGCUUUCGUCCCUCAAUGCCGUCACCAGCAAUGAAGACGUGGAACGAGUGCUCCCCUUCUUGGCUUCUGAGAAGGGAAAUCCUAGUGAAGAUGGGAUGGAUUUACAGGAGGAAGUCAGUAGUUUUAAACUGUUGAAUGAGGCUCGGUCUGUACAAGCAGCCAUUGCUACAAAGGCGAUUGAUAGCGAGAUGAAGAGUACCAACAAAGACAGUGACAAUAGUUUAAAGGCGACCACCGAGGACAAGCAGGUCAUCAUCGAAAACCAGGAUGGAACUCUGUCUGAGAGGGUCGUGCCGGGCGAGAAAGACAGUCAAGAUAAAUCAGCCUUUGUCUGGUUUGCGGCUUUAACAGGGCUUAUAUUGUUGGUAGCUUUGGACUUGAAUAUGUCGAACAUUCUCAACCCUUGAUCGACUCAUGCCCGCUGUUGUACAG